This is a messenger RNA of Solanum dulcamara, 1494 nucleotides long. RefSeq names its product glucan endo-1,3-beta-glucosidase 8-like. The coding region runs from base 64 to 1494 and encodes 476 amino acids. NCBI's taxonomy places the organism in Eukaryota, Viridiplantae, Streptophyta, Magnoliopsida, Solanales, Solanaceae. The record is from RefSeq and is a predicted model, not a curated record. Gene Ontology annotation, cellular component: plasma membrane. The transcript has 3 exons. Gene Ontology annotation, molecular function: hydrolase activity, hydrolyzing O-glycosyl compounds. Gene Ontology annotation, biological process: carbohydrate metabolic process.
UUAUUUGUAUUGAAUAUAAUCGACGUACGUACAUAUAUAGAAACUAGUGGAUCAGCACUAGCAAUGGCUCAUAUUAAGAUUUUGAUAUGGGCAUGUUGCUUAGCGCUAUCGACUAGUUUUGCGUAUGGUCUUGGUGUCAAUUGGGGUACACAAGCUGCACAAACAUUGCACCCUACAACAAUUGUUCAAAUGCUUAAAGAUAACAAGAUUGAUAAAGUCAAAUUGUUUGAUUCUGAUCAUUGGGCUGUCAAGUACUUUGCUGGUACUGGAAUUGAGGUCAUGCUUGGAAUACCAAAUAAUCAAUUGGAAAAGUUUGCAGAUGAUUAUGACUUUGCCAAGGAAUGGGUGAAAAAUAAUGUUAGCUCACAUUUGUAUGAUGGAGGUGUUAGUAUCAAGUUUGUGGCAGUUGGAAAUGAACCGUUGCUGAAAUCAUACAAUGGUUCAUUCUUGAAAUCAACAUUUCCAGCUUUACAAAAUGUACAAAAGGCCUUAAAUGCAGCUGGCCUUGGUGACAAAAUCAAAGCUACCAUCCCACAAAACGCCGACGUUUAUGAGUCCGGUGAUUCGGGUCCAUCACAGGGCGAUUUCCGAUCGGACAUACGGGAACUAAUGCAAAAGAUUUGUCGUUUCUUCAAAGACAACAACGCCCCUUUCCUCGUAAAUAUUUACCCUUUCCUUAGUCUACACGAAAAUAAACAUUUCCCUAUAGAAUUCGCAUUUUUCGAUGGUCAAGCGAAGCCAAUACGUGACAAUGGAAUAACAUACACUAAUAUGUUCGAUGCAAAUUUGGACACAUUAGUUGUGUCAAUGAAAAAAGCAAGUUGUUCAGGUGUGAAGAUAAUUGUUGGAGAAAUUGGUUGGCCAACGGAUGGUGAUAUAAAUGGAAACAUCACAUUGGCCAAAAAAUUUUAUAGUGGACUUUUCAAGAAAAUGGCUACAAAGAAAGGAACACCACUAUACCCUGGAUAUAUUGAGUAUUAUUUAUUUAGUUUAACAGAUGAAAAUCAAAAAAGUAUUCAACCAGGAAAUUUUGAACGUCAUUGGGGUAUUUUUAGGUAUGAUGGAAAGCCUAAAUUUCCAAUGGAUUUCACAGGACAAGGACAUGAAGCAAUGCCUAUUGGUGCAAAGAAUAUUAAGUAUUUGGAGAACAAAUGGUGUGUAUUGAACAAAUAUGCUGAAAAUAUGGGUAAACUACCUUCAAGUGUACAAUAUGCUUGCUCUAUGUCAGAUUGUACAGCAAUGACAUAUGGAGGAUCAUGCAACAAGUUAGAUGCAGAUGGAAAUGUUUCAUAUGCAUUCAACAUGUAUUUCCAGAUGAAUGGUCAAGAUGUGGAGUCUUGUGUUUUUGAUGGAUUGGCACAAAUUGUGGAGAAAAAUGCUUCUGUUAAUAAUUGCCUAUUCCCUAUUGGUUUGGAGAGUGCUGGAGUAAGAAUUGGUUUGGAUGCAAUGCUUAACAUUCUUGUUGGUUUCUUCCUCUUUUUGACACUUCUCUAA